ACUCAACCCUCGGCUAGGUAUGAUUGGCCUGGCACUUUCCCAACCAUCGCGAGCUUUUGAACACCUUUGUCUUCAACCGCCCUUUAAAAGCCAACUCCAGCAGCAUUCCUUUGUCGGGUCUAGCUAGGUCUCGUUUACUGCAUCUCAGGGAAAGUCCUGAUAUAAUCUCCAAAGGCCGUCGUUCCCUCUCUUUUCUGAUUGUUGGGUCGUCUGCUGUCUUUGCCUUGGAACACUCGACCCUCAGCGACAUACAUCUGCGCCAGUAGUUAUGGCUAUCCAUCCAACUCUCCAUGCUGAAGGGUCCCUGACGCCGCAGCAGGCGCGGGAAAUCUCUGUCUGGUCCCAGCAAGCUGCCCAAUCCAUCCAUGCCGACGGAGCCGGUGGGACUCCCACCGCUAGAGUGCCCGGAACUUCAGUCUCGCUAGCAAUCCCUCUCGACGACGAGCACCAUCCACCCACUAGCUUGCCGUUGCGCGUAAGGACGGCUACCAAUGGUGGUGAUACCAGCGGCGAUGUUGUCUCUUCUGUGACCUAUCGUCGCAGGGAACCACUCCGCCGCGAUAGCCUUAAAAGACGGGAUGCGCUCCUCAAAGGCAAGGAGGGAAGCCGCCGGAGACAACGCUGGGAGAAUGACCGCCUUCUUAAUAAUCCCUGGGUCCAACUGCCCUCUGCGAUCGACUGGCAGGUUCAGCCCACCUACGAGCGGCGUACGGUCCCAUAUUACCUAGCUCCGCUCUGGGAUUCCCACUUCGCGGCUUGGGAGCAGGCUAAAAAUAGCAACGGGUCCCGCAAGACCAAGAAUAAGGAUGGUGGCUCGGAUCUCCAAUCCCAGAUCCCCAAGGAGCUGCGGUUGAGAUUGAAACAUGCCCGUGCCGCCCGUGGGUUGCUGCGGGAUCUCGAGGAGGAGAUUCGUCGGUUCGUUGAGAGGUAUUACGAGAAGCAGAUUUUGUCGGCGCAGAAUGAGGAGGGGGUAGAGCUGGAGGGUGCGCACUCGCUCCUUUCUGACGAGGACAAGUGGGAGAAACUGCAAGACAAGACGGAGACGGAAAAGAAGUGCGAUUCCGACGAUGACGAAAUUGUCUUCGUCGGUAGAAGGGGCCAGGUGCGCAAUGCGUCCACAAAUCAACCUGAAGAUCAGGGUCGUCCGAGGAAGAUGAAUCAUUCCGAUAUGGGCCACCUAAAUAAGGAGAAAGAUGGGGAGAAGAUGGUGUUUGAAAGCUUAGAGGAGGAUCGCGCUGCUGGAUUUGGCCGCUGGCUGGUCCACUCCAUCGCCUCCUACUACGGGCUCCGCACCUGGUCCGUUACCGUCGGAAAUCCUGCCCGUCGUGAGACGUACGUUGGCAUCAAUCACCCACCGCCAGCUAAGCAACAGCAGCAGCAUCAUCAUCGCCGGCAUUCCCGAUCGUCAACGUUGCCUAGCAAUGGCGACACGUCCAUGACUCCGGCCAGGCGACAUGUUGCAACCGCAGCAAGGGUCAAGCGAGAGGGCAUACUCCCUCAGCCGCUGUGGGUGGCUGUUGGUGUCUCUUGACUCCCUUGAUUCGGAGUUGAGAGAUGAGAUAUGCUUGUAAAUUUCGGGAGUUGGUGAUUGUUGUGUGCUAUGCCUCUUUAUCCUAGAAGAGUUUCAUUUCCAUUGCUAUUCUAUUUUUAUAUUUCCCACAGCUUUUGCGGCUUUUUUUUCGGUCGAGGGGAUGAGGAGUAGAGUAUCCCCUCGUCUGGCCGCGAGGACACAAUUAGCGUAUUUUUUAGCGUGUACAUUAGCGUAUUGAAUACACUAAAACUACUGGAUAAUAUGGACAUCAGCUGUAUUGGAGUGUUUUUGUGUAAUUUAUGUAAUCUAUUUAAUCUAGCUCUACUGCGUAAUUAAUAUCAUUAAAUAGAGUGUAUGAAUUCCCAGCUGAAGAUGAUGAUAG
Messenger RNA from Blastomyces gilchristii SLH14081, 1913 nucleotides. RefSeq lists its product as uncharacterized. The transcript has 3 exons. The coding region runs from base 269 to 1531 and encodes 420 amino acids. NCBI's taxonomy places the organism in Eukaryota, Fungi, Ascomycota, Eurotiomycetes, Onygenales, Ajellomycetaceae. The record is from RefSeq and is a predicted model, not a curated record. Gene Ontology annotation, molecular function: nucleic acid binding.